UCAUUUUUUAAACGUACACGGUAAACCAAACCAUGCUUUUAGAAUUUAGUAUUUAGUUGUACUAGAAUUUUGAUGUACAAUUUUUUUAUUUUCUUACAAGUUGUAAAGUAAACGCCAAACAACUCUAAGCCACAGUGAACUAUGGCCGAGUACGUCCAAAAAAGAAAAGAAGACCUCAUUGUCGAAAUACCACUUCUUGAAUAUUUCUUCAAAAAGUCUUCAGUCAAGCGUCUAAUACAACAAAGAGAAAAAUUUGAAUACAGACUGCUUCGUCGUAACAAACAAAAAUCGGACUUCACGCAGUAUAUAACAUUUUUGGAAUCCAUCAUAAAAAAAGUUCAAAAAAUUGGAUCAGAAAAUACACAAUCACUGAAACUCAUCGAACACCAUACAAAUCGUAUAACUAAUCUUUAUUACACGGCACUUAAAUAUUUCAACAAUGACUUGUCCCUUUGGAAGACGUAUCUAAAAUUCUUAGUUAAAUAUAAACUAUUCAGGUUAUUACGAUCUACACUCGACCGUGCUUUAUUAUUACAUGGUCACAUCUCCGACGAAAUUUAUAUCUUUGCCGUGAAGCAAGAGUUUGUAGACAUGAAGAGCAUACAAAAAGCCAGGGAAUUGUAUACAACGGGUUUGCGCUUGCAUAAAAAAUCAUCUGGAUUAUAUUUUGAAGCCUUUAAAAUCGAACUUGCAUUUGCCAAUAUUUUGGCUAAAUCAUUGAAGAAGAAAGGACAAGAGUUUCAAUCAAACGAUCCGUGUUUGGAUGGAUCUAUAGCCAGAGCAGUUUUUAAAUCUGCCGUUGACAAUAUAAAAGAAGAUUCUAGUCUUUUUUUCAAAAUGUUCAAAGAAAGCGAAACAUACACAUUUGCAUUGCAACUGACACAAGAGAUUAAAUUGUUCAUGCAAACAACAUUUAGUUCGGAUCCGAUUUAUUGGCAUACUCUUGCCAUUGACGAGCUAAAUAAAUCUAACAAAAUCGAAAAAUUAAGAAUCAAGAAUUGCUUAGAUAGAUAUGACGAAGCUUUAUCUGUUGUCGACACAGAUGAAAUGUGGGACAUGUAUUUAACUACCCUAUUGAGAAUAGCUUCAGACGCUUCCAAAACCGAGGACUACAAAAAACUUUUACUCCAACACUCUAUGGCCAACGCUCAUAAAAAAAACAAAUUGAAACCAACACAUUACGUUCAAUGGGCUAACAAAUCUCUGCCGUCCAUCACAGACGAGAUUUUGGAUUGCGCUCUCGAGAAAUACCCGAACGACCGUAGCAUUUUAGAGCAGAAAGUGAAACAUACCAUUAAAACUGACAAAACUGGUGCUUACGAGCUGUUCAAACAAAAAUUGGAUUGUAUGUCUCCCACUGUAUGGAUAACAGUUGUUGAACAAUUUUUGGACGAUCCCAAAGCGAAAGAUAUAUUUGAAAUGGCAUUUGGAGACAACUCUGUUUGUGUCGAUGAAGCAAAACAAAAAUUAGGAAAUUGCUAUUUGCGCUGGCUAAACAGAAACGUAUCCCUUGAUUGUGCUCGCAGUUCAUACCAAAAAUCCGUAAUGAGUAGUUGGCGAGAUGUGAGUUUCUGUAAGACAAUUGUUGGCAUUGAAAUUGAACAAGACAAGGUGGACGUAUUAAAAACUAGACAGCAUUUUACGGUGGCUUGUAUGCAAUUUGGCAAAACGAAUAUAGAUCUAUGGAUGGAUAGAAUAUUUUUCGAACUCAAAUUCGGUUCGCCGAGAACGGUAUCAAGUGUUUACCACGAAGCACUUACUACUCUAAAUAAUGAAGAAUCCGAUAAGUUUGUCGAAUUGUAUACACUGAAGAUGUCACAAGGACAUCAUUCUACAUUUUAAAGUACUGUUCUUGUGUUAACUCUAUUAUUAUUAAAAUCAUGUUUAUUUUUUA
Adelges cooleyi (spruce gall adelgid) is the source of this 1894-nucleotide messenger RNA. RefSeq names its product U3 small nucleolar RNA-associated protein 6 homolog. Gene Ontology annotation, biological process: maturation of SSU-rRNA from tricistronic rRNA transcript (SSU-rRNA, 5.8S rRNA, LSU-rRNA). The record is from RefSeq and is a predicted model, not a curated record. Bases 142 to 1842 code for a protein of 566 amino acids. Gene Ontology annotation, cellular component: Pwp2p-containing subcomplex of 90S preribosome; small-subunit processome. The transcript is spliced from 9 exons. Gene Ontology annotation, molecular function: protein binding; snoRNA binding. Lineage: Eukaryota; Metazoa; Arthropoda; Insecta; Hemiptera; Adelgidae.